AUGGAGAAGAUCUACCUGAAGGUGUUCGAACUGACGGGGCUGAAGGAAGACGAGACGGGAAAGUACUACGUAAAAGUGUACUGGAAGAACAAAAAGUACAAAACGGCAAUGCAGGAAGAUGGGUACUAUUUUUUUAAUGAAAAUUUCCUCAUACCAGUAGAGCACGUAGCGGAUGAAAAAAACGAAAUCCUCUCGAUCGAAGUGUGGCUUAGCUCAUUAUUUAAUACCAAAGUUGCCUACACCUUUUUUACGUUAGAUUUUAUAAGAAAGGAAAAAACGGUGAAGCAAAAGGUGAAGCUAAUUGACAUAUUAAGGAGCUGCACUUUGGAGUUAUCUCUAAAUAUAGUACGGGACCAAAUGGACGUAACUUUUUUUAACGUUAAAGAAAUAUAUCAGCAUAAGACGGACCAGGAGAUAAGAGACGCCAUUUCGAUGCACCGCACUGAACAGGAAGUUCUUCGAGCGUUCCGAACGGAAUCACACAUGUACGCGUCAACCGCGUAUGUGCCCAUGACCCCCGCGACGGGCAUGACGAAUAGUCACUACCACUACACCCCAGUGGACCACCAAAAGGAAUUACCCUGUGCAGGCGGGAAAAUCCCCCUUUCUGCGCCCAGCCAGCUGAAUAGUGGAACCGUUCUGGCCAGUCACUCUGCACACCAUGCAGGUAUGCACAUCAACACGAGGGUAAGUAACCCCAGCGAGAAAUAUAACUUAUGUAAACCUCACCCAGUGGAUAAUUUUUACGGAGGGGACAACCAAACAAACCAAGUUCCCUACCAAAGCGGCAUAUAUAACAUCGGUGCAGCGUCGCCCUACUCAGACAGAAUCCUGCACCGCUCACAUGGAAACAAAAAAAAGGCACUUCUCAUCGGAAUAAACUAUUACGGUUCUAGGGAAGAAUUAAGUGGCUGCACAAACGACACCCUUAGAAUGAUGAACCUGCUAAUUUCAAAAUAUAAUUUUCACGACUCUCCAACAAGUAUGGUUAGAUUGAUAGACAACGAAAGUAACCCUAAUUAUAGGCCUACGAGAAAGAAUAUUUUAUCUGCCCUAAAUUGGCUCACGAAGGAUAAUCAGCCUGGGGAUGUUUUUUUCUUCCUAUACUCUGGACAUGGGUCCCAACAAAAGGACUACACGUAUUUGGAAGAUGAUGGGUAUAAUGAGACCAUUCUUCCUUGUGAUCAUAAAACGGAGGGACAGAUCAUCGAUGACGAAUUGCACAGGUUCUUGGUUCAGCCUCUAAACGAUGGGGUUAAAUUGAUUGCCGUGAUGGACUGCUGCAAUGCGGGUAGUUGUAUCGAUUUGGCUUAUAAAUACAAACUGAAGUCUAAAAAAUGGAAGGAGGUGAAAAACCCCUUCCACGUGGUGUGCGAUGUUAGCCAAUUCAGUGGGUGCAAAGAUAUGGAGUUUUCGCGCGAAAUUGACACGGGGAAACAUGCCCCCGGAGGGGCACUCGUCACGGCGAUGAUUCACGUUUUGGGGGCAAGCGAGGCGGCUCAGGGGUUGCCCCUCGGUGUGCCGCUUAACCCCAACGCACUCACGUACGACCACCUACUGCAAAACGUGAGCAGCUACAUCAAGAGCUACCACGACCAGAAAAUUGUUUUCAUGGCUUCGCAAAAAUUCGACCUCGACCGCGUCUUCGACUUCGACCACAUCCUCAGGAAUAAAAAUGGCAAUUUGGGGCAAAACGUGAACAAGCUCGUGCAGAAAAAUAAGAAGACCAAGAAGAGCAAGGAGAGCAAGAAGAACAAACACGACUUCUUCUCCUUCUUCUGA
Messenger RNA from Plasmodium vivax (malaria parasite P. vivax), 1782 nucleotides. RefSeq lists its product as hypothetical. The record is from RefSeq and is a predicted model, not a curated record. Bases 1 to 1782 code for a protein of 593 amino acids. Gene Ontology annotation, molecular function: cysteine-type endopeptidase activity. NCBI's taxonomy places the organism in Eukaryota, Apicomplexa, Aconoidasida, Haemosporida, Plasmodiidae. Gene Ontology annotation, biological process: proteolysis. The transcript has 2 exons.